UUUAAUAUAUUUUUUUGUUACGUUUCAAAAGUCGAACUGGCAACGGUAGCCCCAGUCUUACUUUUUUUUCAGUUCUGCUAGAGUCUCCAUGCUUUUAACAAGUGUCUGCAUUUCGUCAUUAAAAAUCUAAAGAAAAUCUCGAGCCUUUACCUGCAGAAAAAUUCCCUGCAUAGGUAUAGUAUUUGAAAUUACAAGUCUACCUCACAGUAAAUUUACCUCUUGUGUUCUUCAGUCGUUUGUUACCUACAACAUGGAUUCAUCAGCUAAAAAUGAACAGGUACAAAAUCGCAGGCAGAGCAAUGGUAUUCGUAGUAGUUUGAGAACCGAACCGUACAGCUCCCACCAUAGAAGGCGCUUGAUCAGCCAAACUAUCCAACAAUUGAAUGUUUUUUUCCAAGCUAGUGAAAACCAUGUAAACGAAGUCAAUGCAAUUGACCUCGUCUCUAAUACUGUUGUAGAAAAUCCCCUACUUAGUGACACACCGGCUGAGGAUGAUUUUCAAAGUUGUUUUUCUGAUUUUGAUGAUGAAGAAUGUUACGAUACUGACGCUUCUCCAUUACCAACUGCUUCAGAAUACGAAACGAGUGAUGACGACAGUCGUUUAUUAGAUAGACUAGCAGAAUUUGACAAUGAAAGUGAUUCAGAUAUUGACGGCGACAGAAAUGAUUCUGUGACUUUUAAGCAAGCGAUAGCGUUAUGGGCUGUAACACGUAGAAUAUGCCAAAAUGCUGUCGAUGAACUUUUAUCGAUCUUUCGUAAAUACCCUUGGGGGCAAACCAUGCCAAAGUCUUGUAGAUCACUUGUUAAAUCAAUGAGAAAAAUUCCCCUAAAGACUUGCGCAGGUGGUCAUUAUUUCCAUUUUGGCAUUUUCGCUCAAUUGGUAAAGAUUUUGCCACUUAUCAAUGAUGACAGAGUUCCAGAGGAAAUUCAGCUUGUCAUUAGUACGGACGGUGUUCCUCUUUCAAAGAGUAGUAAGAGUCAAUUUUGGCCAUUGACAGGUUUAAUUGGAAACAUCGAUUUUCGAAAAGUGUUUAUUAUUGGCUUAUGGCACGGGCAGUCGAAACCUUCAAAUGCAAACGAAUUUUUAAAGGAAUUUAUUUUCGAAGCAAAGCAACUUUCAGCAGACAGUUUUUCUUAUCGUGGGAAACGAAUUCGGUUUAAAAUUGUUCUUUACGUUUGUGACGCCCCAGCUAGAUCUUUUGUAAAGUUUAUUAAAUCACAUUCCGGAUUCUUCGGGUGUCCGUACUGCAUUCAAGAAGGAGAAUACCAUGGAUGGACUUUAUUCUUAAAAAAUGUCUCGGUGCUUCGAACUGAUUUCUCAUUUAGGCAACGUGUUCAUGAAGAACAUCAUGUAGGAAACUCUGAUUUAGAAACUUUAAAUUGUGACAUGAUUCUUGAUUUCCCUAAUUGCCCACAACAUCUUAUUGACUUGGGUGUAACACGCAAAUUAAUGAGGAAAUGGUUUUCUGGCCCACGCCCAAAUAAACUUCGGCCAGCAGAAAUUCUAAAGUUGUCGACUCGUAUGGUUGAGUUAGAAAAAUUUAUUCCGUUUGAAUUUGCUAGAAAACCACGGUCUAUCGAUUUUUUCCCUCAAUUCAAAUCCACUGAAUUUGCUUUAUUCAAUUCCCCUGUAGUGCUACAGAAUAUUUUGCCAGAACGAGAGUUCAAAAAUUUUCUAGUUUUUCAUGUAGCUGUAAAACUUAUGUCUUCUAAGAAAUACUGUUACUCUUUAAACGACUAUAUCAAAACUCUCUUGCUUUUCUUUGUCGUUGACUGUUUAGCAAUUUAUGGCGAUGAAUUUAUAUCGUACAAUGUCCAAAAUCUGCUUCAUUUGGGAGAACAAAUACUUCGCUUUGGCCCCUUGUAUAAAUUUUCCGCGUAUCUCUUUGAAAGUUAUUACCAAAUUUUCAAAAAAGUAUUGCGGAAGGGAAAUCAAGUUUUGCAGCAAGUCGUAAACAGGAUUUUUGAGCUAAAUGUGACACUAUUACAAGGUAUACAGUACCCACCCAAAUUAUUGUGCACUUUUUCGUUUUUCGUCCCUUUUUACAUGGCCUCUUAUGGCACUACGUCCCCCCCCUUUUUUUUAACUUUACGGGUUAGGCGUAAAAGAUAAGAAAACAAAAAAAAAUCAGCAUACUCAUCGAUGAGUUUUCUAUUAUUUGAUGUGUGGCGCAUCUAUGAGCGUGUUAUAUCCUGAACGGUAUAUGUGCGUUCAGGUGUACAAAAUUUCCCCCUUUUCCCAAUGUCGCGCCGCCAUUACUUUUGGUAGUGUACCCCCAAAAAAUGUCCCUUUUUUCUUUCGUGAAUAUCAUUGAGACAAAAAAUCGCACGAACUUGUAAUUUUUCCCCCGUUACAAGAAUAAGCUCAAGUUUAUUCUUGUAUAAUCAAAUUAUUUUUUACCCUACUUUUAUUCCCUAAAUUUUGUUGUUUUCUGCGACCCAAAUUUUGUUUUUUCAUUCCAUAAAAAACUUAUUAUAGUAGAACGACUAUAGCUGUAUUUUUCGACCACUGGUGGCGUAUGUUGCAUGUCCUACCAGGCUACUAAUACUCCUACAUUUCUUCUAUGACACUGAAAUGACUAGCUGCAGGAGUAUUAGUAGCCAGGAUAUGUGCGUAUUAUGAAGAUUGUGUCAGAGGCACUAGAUAUUUUACAAGGAGAAAUGAACGUUGGUAUGGGAUAUUUACUUCCUAACAUUUCCAUCUUAAAAACCAAACUGAGAGCUCUUCAAGACGCUCUUCAAUUAUUAAUUGCCAAGCUUUGAUUACUUCCCUUCUUGACGCUAUAGGGGAGACUGGAGUAUGCCGGGACACCGGGUCAAGAGGGACAGUAGAGGGGAAAAUAGUAAAUUUUUUUUAAAUUAAAAAUUUUUUUAGUAUGUUAUUUAGAUACAUACA
Molecule: messenger RNA, 2896 nt
Organism: Daphnia magna
Lineage: Eukaryota; Metazoa; Arthropoda; Branchiopoda; Diplostraca; Daphniidae
Exons: 3
Coding region: 251-2113 (620 amino acids)
Source: RefSeq, a predicted model, not a curated record